This is a messenger RNA of Ectocarpus siliculosus, 3307 nucleotides long. The record is from the annotation of a GenBank genome assembly. Lineage: Eukaryota; Phaeophyceae; Ectocarpales; Ectocarpaceae.
AUGAAGGAAGAGACAGGGGCGAGAAAGAGCGAGCCCCAGCCGUUGAGGUUCGAACAGAUAAUCGAGCUGCUGGAGUCGACCGCGGCGGACUCGCCUCUCAUCUCGCCGGCGGCUCUCCUGUGCCGGGUGGAGGGCCUGCUGCUGCGAGGGACUGGGGCGACAAGAGCGGACGCCUUGCUCGUGGACCGCUGGUUCAACAAGCUCUUGCACUUCUCGCCAGCCACUGCUUCUGGGAGCGGUGGCGGCGAUGGGGAGGCGAAAGGGGCUCGAGAGACGCCGAGCCGAGAUCGCCGUUCGUUUUCUGAUGGCGACGGCGGUAGUCAGAGCCGAGAACAGCUUCAACAGCAACAGCAGCAACAACAGCAUGAGGUUGCGUUUAAUACGAGGGCGGUGUGUGAUAUCGGCGAGGGAAUCGCAGGCAUGGCGGCGAUGACCGGACGGAAGUUGCGACUCAAGGAUUGCUCCACGCGGCAACAACGGCGGCGAGGAAAGGCCUUGUACGGCACCGAGUACACCAGCGGCAGCGUGGUGUGCUGGCCGGUCUCAGCGCUCCCUACAGAAGUGGGAGUUACGCGAGCGGAAGCAGAAACCUCCGCGUUCGAGCAGUUGGAGGACGUGGACGGAGAUGACGAAACGGAGGAGGCGAGGCCAUCGCCGGGCCCCGCGGAGAGGGUGCUAGCGGUGUUGCAGGUCCACUGCGCGGACGGCGUGCUCUCGGCAGCGGCGGUGGAAGCCCUGCACGGCCUAGGGAGACUGCUGGUGCCGCUGCUCACGGAGGCUCUGGCUCGUGACGAGGAGUACAUGCGCCGCCGCUCCACCGAGGCGCUGCUGUCGCUGAGCAUCAUCAGUCCGCGAGACGUGGGCCUGAUCGCGAUGGUCGAGGAGGUUGUCGAUGCGGCGCAGGUAAUGACGGAAGCGGAGAGGGUUUGCCUCUUCUUCGUGGACGACGCGGAGCACAAGCUGUGGGUGGCCACGUCGGUUGGGUUCGAGGACCCCAAGAUCAAGAUCGGGGAAGGCUUGUGCGGGCACGCGGCGGCGACCGGAGGGACCGUGAACGUGAUCGACAGCUACGAGGACCCCCGCUUCGUCGGGCGGUGGGACAAGCAGACCGGCUUUGUCACCAAGGGGGUAUUGUGCGUGCCUAUCCCACCUCCAGCCUACGCCGCCGCCUCGGUCGCUUCGCGGGCAGCAGCAGGCGGCAACGGCGGCGGCCGCAGGGCGGCGGCGAGACCCCUGGCCGUGCUGCAGCUGAGCAACAAGCGAGGCAGGGGCGUCUUCAACGAGCACGACGAGAACGCGCUGAUUCCGGACAAGAAGAUGUGGAGCUUCUUGCGCGCGGUCGAGCGGCGGUAUCCGCCCAACGCCUUCCACAACCUGACCCACGCCGUCAGCGUCACCCACGCGUCCUUCACGAUCGUGAAGACAUCCCGGGCCGACUCGUUGCUCCGUCCGCUCGAUAAGCUGGGCCUCCUCGUCGCCGCGUUCUGCCACGACAUCGACCACCCAGGGAACAACAACGCCUACGAGGUGAACUCCGUUUCGCCGCUGGCGCUACAGUACGGCGACAGCUCGGUGUUAGAGCGUCACCACGUCUUCGUCACGUACCAGGUGCUGCUCGAGGAAGGCGGGGCGAACAACAUCUUCUCGGGGCUGACGCGCAUCCAGUUCCGAGACGUCCGCCAGACCAUCGUGCAGGCCAUCCUCGGCACGGACAUGUCCGGCCACAUGCAGCACUGCGCGGACGUCUUCCAGUUCGCGCUCAAGGCGAAGAGGCUGGCGGCGGGCGGCGGAGAGAGGCAAGACGGGCUGCUGAGGGUCCCGCAGAAAAAUUUCCAAGCCGGAGGUGGAGGAGGAAGAGGAGGAGGGGGCGUCGGCGCAGACCGCGCGGCGAAGAGCCACACCCGCCCGAAAGCGACGGCCGCCCGUGAAACGUCAGGGUUUGCCGAGGGUAUGGAAGGGGCACGCGGCGAGGGUGUGGUGUUGUUGGCGCUGGCGCGGGCGCCCCCGUCGGUGUUGCCGUCGCCGCCGCCGGAGCAUAUACUUAGCGUGGACAAGGCCGAGGACCGAUCGUUCCUCACCAAGACCAUCCUUCACUGCGCCGACCUUUCAGGUCAGGUGCUGGACAACCACCUGGCCUUGGAGUGGGGAAGGAGGAUCCUGGACGAGUUCCGAUUGCAGGCCAGGCUCGAGGCUAACACGGGCUUGCCCCGAACAACGGUGGCCAGCGGAGACCUGGAGACCACGAUAAAGGGGCAACACUUCUUUGCAGAAAAGAUCGUGAAGCCUCUGUGGGAGCCUUUCGUCGCGCUGUUUCCCAAGCUCAAGCCCCUCCUCAAGAGCCUCAACAGGAACUGCGAGUACUACCGUCAGGAGGGGCUGCGGCUUGAGCGGCAACGACUCUCGGCCGCCUCCGACUCCCGACGCCCGCAACAGAAAGGGCAGGAAGGAGGAGGAGGAGGAGGAGGCAGUACAAGCGGCGACAAGAACGGCGGUCGCGGCGACAACGGCGACGGCGGCGACGGCGGCGGCGGCACCGGCGACGGCGGCGACGGCGGCGGCGGCACCGGCGACGGCGCGGGCGUAGGCAAGGAAGCCGUCGCAAAGGCCGGCGGACGAGAGCGACAGGCCAACUGCAACGACGGUGGCGGUGGUUGAUCAUCGACAUGUACAGUCAGCCCGCUCGCUCGCCGAGAAACACCCGCGGGGAAGAUCAGGUGCGCGACGAGCGGCUGCAGUCUUGGGAGCGGCGAGUGGGGGGACGAGGGGAUCGGGACUACCGGGUGUUUCAGAGGAGGAGUAGGAGGAGGAGGCAUGUUUAGACUGGUGUAAUAGCGGAGAGUUCGAUGGUCUUGGCCGCUUACCGCCGUGUAGAGAAGUGGUGCCCUGUUUGAACAGUCCGCCCUGGUUUAUUGGAGAACGACCGCGGGUUUCCACCUGUAUCGAGACGAUGGCUGUAAGCAUGCGGGGCGACCCGAGGCUGUUCCGUUACCUGUACAAGAAACAUAUGUAAACCCAAGUGGUGGAAUCUAAAUGUUGUUAAAAGCUAAACGUUGCUCUCAAGCCGAAGUGGUGGGACGUAAAUGCUGUUGAAAGCUAAACGUUGCUCUCGGAGAAACACCCGAGAAGGAUUUAUGUUUUGUGCAGAAAAACAGGUUGUCACAGGAAUGGCUCGUCGCUAGGGUAAACAGCGCAGAAUCGAACCUUACAACAUACUCCACACUUUCGGCGUGACUUGCACAUGCCCGCUUGCGAAGGCAUGCGCGCGAAGUGUUUAGCAUGUGUUAGCACGUACGUCUUGCAUACAGUG